AUGUAGUGUGAUAAUUUAAAAAUUUCAGAUAAUUUCUUUGAGAAAUAUCCUGAUCGAGUGUAUUUGAAUAUAAUAGUUAGACCCAUUUUAUUACACAUUAGCUCUACAUCUAAAUUGUAAUUUCAAGAUGGAUCCAAAAUUAAAAAAUAUUUAAUGAGCAAAUCUGAUCAUUUUUACCAUUUCCUUUAAAUUAUAAGAGAAACAUUGCAUGUAAAGAAAUAAGAAGGUUUAUAUUUAUUUAUUAAUAAUUCUGGUUUGAUUUAAGCAGGUACAUUUCAAUUAUAUUUUUAAGAGAGUUAAGUGUGUGAAGUUUAUAAUAAAUUUAAAAGUCUUGAUGGUUUCCUUAGAAUUCAAUUAACAGAAUAUUAAUCAUUUGGAUAAUGA
Molecule: messenger RNA, 384 nt
Organism: Paramecium sonneborni
Lineage: Eukaryota; Ciliophora; Oligohymenophorea; Peniculida; Parameciidae
Source: the annotation of a GenBank genome assembly